CCGCGUGGGCCGUCGAGGCGCGAGCCACUUGGGCGAUGCAGAAGAAGAAUCUUCCAGGCCUCUGACAUGGCGCUCGCCCGUCUUGCGCUCUGCCUUGCCGGGCUCCUGACUGGACAGCCGUGGUCACUGGCGGCGACGCAGAGAGCUCCAAGCCUGGAUUCAGUCAGAGGACACAGCAGGUGCGGCCUGAAUGCAGACACCAAGGUGGUCGAUGGCUCCACGCUGCCCACCAACAAGUACCCGUGGGUGGUGCGCAUCUCCACCUACUACACGCCCAUCGAGGGGUUCGACCAGAAUGGCACCGACUCGUGCUCCAUCCUCAAGACUGAGAUGAGCAAGAUGAGCAGCGCCCGGCUGGUCAGCAAGAACAUGCAGACCAUCGUGUCCCUGUGUGGCGGAACGAUGAUCACCCGGAGGCACGUGCUCACCGCUGGACACUGCCUGCUGCCCGAGGAGUUCAAUCCUCGCUACGUGGUCCGGUACGGCUCGUCCCGCACCUCGCGCCAGGCGACGGCGUUCGUGAGCAAGGUGUUCAAGCACCCGAACUGCCACCUCGUGAACCAGGACCGCGCCGUCGACGACGUUGCCAUACUCGUACUGCGGACUGCACUGCCUGUGUCCCCGGUGUGCCUGCCCCGACCCGGUGCACCACUGCCCUCGCACGUCACCGUCGCCGGCUGGGGCAACACGAUACCGAGCAUCGACUCACUGCAGCUGCCUGAGCUGCUCAAGGAGGCGCAGAUGGAGGUGGUCUCCAAGGACCGGUGCCAGGAGGAACACUCGUACGCAAACCUGACGCACCAGAUAUGCGCCCAGCCGGCGUCCGGCUUUCCGGGAGUGGGGGACUCGGGUGGCCCGCUGAUGACCAAGGGCUCGUCCGGCGAGUGGACCCUGGUGGGCGUCGUCUCGUGGGGCAACGAGACCCGGUUCCGGUCCUCGCCCUUCGUCUUCUCGGACGUCUCGGCGCUCCUCACGUGGAUACACGACAUCGUCGCCAUGCCAGUCUGGUAGCCGCAGCGGGAGGAGCUGGACACAUCGCGUGCACGGCUGGACAGCUGGCCUUAAUAAAGGGAGUCGCCGGCGUUGUUUCAGUUUA
Dermacentor albipictus is the source of this 1096-nucleotide messenger RNA. RefSeq names its product chymotrypsinogen B-like. Gene Ontology annotation, molecular function: serine-type endopeptidase activity. The record is from RefSeq and is a predicted model, not a curated record. Gene Ontology annotation, biological process: proteolysis. Lineage: Eukaryota; Metazoa; Arthropoda; Arachnida; Ixodida; Ixodidae.